This is a messenger RNA of Osmia bicornis bicornis, 1687 nucleotides long. RefSeq names its product 40S ribosomal protein S28-like. The coding region runs from base 1303 to 1500 and encodes 65 amino acids. Gene Ontology annotation, molecular function: structural constituent of ribosome. NCBI's taxonomy places the organism in Eukaryota, Metazoa, Arthropoda, Insecta, Hymenoptera, Megachilidae. Gene Ontology annotation, cellular component: cytosolic small ribosomal subunit; ribosome. The transcript has 2 exons. The record is from RefSeq and is a predicted model, not a curated record. Gene Ontology annotation, biological process: ribosomal small subunit assembly; translation; maturation of SSU-rRNA.
CCUCCACGGGGUGUGACCUGGUAAUUGAUAUCGUUUUCUAAAGAUAACUUUUAGAAAGCGAUAUCAAGCUAAGAGCUACAAUAAAAAGAUUUAUAUAUUUUUUAAUUGGGAAACAAUAGUUUAAAUUCAGAAAAGUAUUUUCGGGAUUGCAAUAUUACCAUAUAGAACGUAUAACUAUAGUAAUUUUAUAGUUCCUGAAAAAGAAACUUGUAUGAUUUUUGACUAAUUACAAAUGACUAAUUACCUCCUUGUUUUCGAAGUGGGUUAAAAAUAAAAUUAAAAAAAAAUCAUAAAAUAUGGAAUUUAGAAAGAACGAAGUUGUUUGAUACGCAAUGGUAGAAAGAAAUUAACCCUGGCGAAGAUAUUUCAAGCAGAGACAGAUCUCGCUCUUGUCCACAGAACACAUAAUUUCUGCUUUUCAUUUGAUAGAAAUUCGCUACGUUGACUAACAAAUAUUUUUCUUAUAACAAUUUUCAAGAGGAAUUCAUUAUUGAAUGAAAGUAAAAAUUUGCAUAAAUGGAGGGUGGAUGGGAUGCGGUAGGGCGGGUCUCCAAACCACAGCAACCUUCUCGUGGUGAGAACUGGGCAAUCGUUAUUAUUCGAUGACUAAUUAAUAACUGUAUCAUUAUUUCUAUGGUACAUUUAUUAAUUAUACAGCAAAUAAUACGAGCGAAUUGGCUGCGAAAUUUAUGCUUUCUUUUCUAUGCUCUCUGUUAUAUAUUUUUCAGGAACUGUGCCUUUCAGAUUCUGAAGUGUAUCACAUUGCAACUACAAUUUUACGGAACGAAAAUUAAUAAUAAUGAAUGCAUGUUUAAUUAUGUACUUAUACAUAUAGCUAUCGUAGCAUACACGUAUCAUUUAGGUGUAUGCAAAAGGUGACGUAGUUUAGCAUGCCGUUAGUUGAUAGGGUUGAUAGCAUGCGAUAAUUGAGGUGGCGCUUAAAUCAGUUUCUGUUCGGCCUAAUUUUCUAUGAAACGUUGACUGUUUUACCGACGCGGAAUUCGAAGUUCGGCCUCGACGCUCGCAUCACCUUAAACUCUAACUUUUUAUUAACUACUACUAUUUAUUCUUUAGGUUGUAACAUUUUUUAUUUUUUUCUCUUGAAAAAUGCUCCUCAUAUAUAUACUUUUAUUUGUAUGAUGCUUUGAAAUAGUUCUAUAAAGUAUAAUUUAGAAUAAUGUUAACAAUCAUGAAAUUAAGUUGGCAAGAAUUGAAGAGGGUAGUUUACGGAAGUGAUCGAAAGCAUCACGAUCAAUUGUACAAUCGUGGGAUUAGACUGAAGGUAUUUAAAGAUUAUAAAGCAUGGAGAAACCCAUCGUUCGUGCACGAGUGGUAAAGGUCCUUGGUAGGACAGGUUCCCAAGGGCAAUGUACGCAGGUUAAAGUGGAAUUUCUGAACGAACAAAAUAGGCAGCUGAUACGAAACGUAAAAGGCCCUGUGCGCGAAGGGGACAUUUUAACACUCUUAGAAUCAGAAAGAGAAGCUAGACGGCUUCGUUAGUCUAAACACAAAAAGUGACCUUCCUUCUUGAUCAUUAAAAAGGUGUGAUGAGAAGAAACGUGCAGAUUCUAUCUUUUUAUUAUACGUGUGUCGUUAAUAGAAUAUCAAAUAUUCUGAAUACUGAUGAUUGCAAUGAUACGUAUGCGAAUGUAAUUAAAAUUUGCAAAUAAAAAUAGUUCAUUUAUAA